Molecule: messenger RNA, 2491 nt
Organism: Trematosphaeria pertusa
Lineage: Eukaryota; Fungi; Ascomycota; Dothideomycetes; Pleosporales; Trematosphaeriaceae
Exons: 2
Coding region: 347-2032 (561 amino acids)
Biological process (GO): regulation of transcription by RNA polymerase II
Cellular component (GO): nucleus
Source: RefSeq, a predicted model, not a curated record
AGAUCGCAGCCUUGCUCACUUCUGUUGGCUGCCGAUGCACGCCCUUCCCGCCGCUCCACGCCGCUCAAUCACCUUUCUAGAGCCAGUUUCGUGCAUUUCGUUCUGCUGUCCACACUUGACUUGCUCCUCAGCAAGCAGGCCUCACAUGACCAUGCUGACCGCCCCCAGACCUCUGCAGCCUGGUCCCGCUGUGACGUUCGCUCCUUCCUUCCCGGCCCUGGGCCACUCGCUGCAUCCGUUCCCCAGGCGUUGUGGAGAUAGAUCCUGUCUCCUUCCAUCACCUCCGCCUAUCUGCUUUCUGUGACUGGGGCGGGCUACGUUCCUUAGCCCCAGCAUCGGGUGACUUAUGUCACUCAAUUACGACUCCGACGACGCUGUCCCACGAUCCCCAGGCCUCGAAGUGUUCAAGCCCAGAGCGACGCCAUCUCCCUCGCCACCCCCGGUAGUAACGCAUCAAGUAACGAUAUCUUCGACUGCUCAGAGCGUCAGUCCUCCUUCCUCUCGAAGACGCAAGAAGUCUAAUCGGAGAAAGACCCGUCCGAGCCAAGGGGACUUUGUGCUUAUUCGGGUUAUGGACCCGAAUAGACCAGACAUUGCCCGAGAAGUCGGCCAACGAGCGCUCAAUUCCGACUCUGGCUCUGAGGCUGAGGACGAGGACAUGGAAGAACCACCCCCGCCCGCAGAAGCAGCUCGGUCAGAACCCGCUUCAAGCCAGACCAAAUCGUCCGACCCAUCAUACGACCCAUCAUCAGACCUGCAAAAGUUUGCCCAAGAAGCCCUCGACACGAACGUCAAUUCCGCUACAGCGCCUACAAUAACUAAACUGCCGCCGCCGUUCUCCGAUCAUCGAGAUUCUGUCGUGGAGCCAGAUACCCAAGAUCGCGAAACUCUCAAUGCAGACAUCUCCGCGUCUCAGACGCCGUCUACCAGCACAUUAGCGAAUGGAGUGCCGCCCGGCGCGGCAGAAGCAGACGCGAAAUCACCCGCCACGAUUAGCGCUUCUACAACCCAGGCAACAUCGCCAAAUCUGACUGCAGAACGGCAUGGGUCCAUUGUAAACAGUUAUCCGAAUCAGAACUCAUUGGCGACCUCCCCAAAUCUUCGAGAGCUAACUAUACCUCCCCCUAGAGGAGGAUCGCCCAGUCAGAAGUUGCCUGCACUACAAACCCCGCAAUCGCCUCCAAGAGAGGGGUCAGCAAGCUCACCCAGCCAGAACCAACAAUUGCCGUCAUUUCGCCAUCUGAGUGAGCUAGCCGAGACCGCCAUAAACGAGCAAGAAAUCAACAGGGUGAAUAACUACCCGCAUCGGCAGUCGAUAUCAUCAACGGGACAAUCCCCGACUUCAAUCGGGCGCCAGCUUUCCAUCACCUCACUUUCUCCAGGGGGUGCAUUUCCCUUAAGUGCUACCUCACCCAGUGGAAGUAGCGAUAUCCAGAGCCGAGAUCCAUUCCUGAGGUCAGGGCAAUCGCAUCUUACGCUCUUCAGUACGCGCAGACCCUCGCAGGCGUCGGAAGGCGGGCCCUAUUCCGCCACAAUACAUUCCGCCACCACAAACGACAGCUACCAGAGUUCAGAUGGUCUUAGUCCAGGGACACAGCCUACAUCUAUAGAUAGUCGGGGGCCGCGCAUGAGUAUAGAUGGUGCGCUGACGUCGAGAACACUUCCUCCACCCGUCGGGCCGAACAUUCAACAUAUACCAUCCCAUGGUUCGGGAGGUUUCAAGUGCGACUAUCCAGGCUGCAAUGCUGCUCCCUUCCAGACGCAAUAUCUUCUCAACUCACACGCGAAUGUCCACUCACAAAGUCGGCCUCAUUACUGUCCUGUGCCUGGAUGCCCACGAGCGGAAGGUGGGAAGGGAUUCAAGCGUAAGAAUGAGAUGAUACGGCACGGCUUAGUGCACCAAUCCCCGGGCUACGUCUGUCCUUUUUGUCCAGAUCGCGAUCACAAAUACCCGCGGCCUGAUAAUCUACAAAGGUGUGUAGUUGGGACACCAUCCCUCCAAGCCCCAUGGAACUCCUCAAUUGAGGUGUAGGUGGGAGUUCAUCAAGAGGUCGUACUGACCUGGCUGUUUCGCCAGAGGUGAAUAGACGAUGGACGGGCGGAUAGGAUGGACACCUUAGCUAACUAGUGCUUUUCAACAGACACGUACGCGUUCAUCACGUCGAUAAGGACAAGGAUGAUCCUCAACUACGAGAGGUCCUUGCACAGCGUCCAGAAGGCGGCAGUCGCGGCCGACGAAGACGAGUGAGCUGACUUCAGCACUUCGGCUUCCAUACCUAACACCCUAUCAGAUCUCGACGUAAUUGCUUCGAGGAGUCCAUUCAGGAUCAGCCCACCUACUUUAUCAGCAGUGAACCUCUUCAGCAACGGUCGUCCCAAUCCCUAUUCUACGAUUCAGGACGCCAAUCGAAUAGUCUGCCACUCUGCUCAUCGCACAAGCUUUACUUCACCUCUCGUAUUUCAUCAACACUUAGCGUGCUUUUACCUCUCU